AUGGAAUCGGCGAAAGUUGCGUUCACGCAGACGGCUACUAAAGAAUGUUCCCAAUCGCUCCGACCCACUACGUCCUCACGGACGAGUAGAUAUUCUUCGUCGAAACGCGUAACGCCCGGCCACAAGGCUAUCGCACCCGGUCUACAGAGUUAUGCCGCUAAGCCAGAACCGGCUUACUUACCAGCGGGAUGGUCGGUCCACACGCAUCCCGAAGGACAGGUCUAUUUCUCCUACGAGUCAGAGAUCAGCGUCGUCACCGAAGCGGACCUCUACUCUCACGAGGUACAAGAGAAGAUAGCUCACUGGGUGGCCGUGGUCAACAGUGUUCUUGUCGAACGGAAGACCCACGUCCCCAGGACGGCUGAGCUUUUCCUGGAACUGGACAGCACCGGCGACUCUUGCUUCUAUUACCUGGUCGACCAUACUGCCCGCGUUGAGUUUUGGUUGCAGGAGAUCACCACAGAUCUCCAGGUUCUACUGGAUCUCCCUGAAUCAGUGUCGGACUCCCAUAUGAGACUCGCGCUGGAGGAGUUAUAUUGGACCCAUGUUGAAUAUUUUCCCUCCCAUCAUUCGAAGCCCUUGGAUCUGUCUGCCGACCAAUUGGCCGGUGUCUUUAUACAUGCACGAACGGAUCAAAUGACAUCGGAUUUCUCGACGUUUCCUUAUGACGCAGGUCAAUGCACAUGUUUCCUGGAUUCCAUACGCUCUGCACAAGCUUGUAUCCUUAGUCCACAUUCUGUCUGUGUUAUUGCCCGGCUUUGGGUUGUUGUCGCUCAUCAUAGAUUCAUCACACACUUCGGCCAAAAGACUGCACGGUUGUCUCGCGACCAAUCGAUACUCGAUACCCCACCAACCCGGCGAGGUUGGCUAUUUGCGCUCUGUUCCCGCAUCCUCUUCAGUAUUCCGGCUGCAUACGCGGAACAACUUGACCUUCUGUAUCUCGACAACUUGGUGUAUGUGAGCCAGUGGCGAGAUGCUAUGGCCGCAUAUCGCGCCGAGUGGAAGCUGUUCGUGUCAUGGGCGCUGGCCUUGAUGAUGAUCAACACAGUGUCCCUGGUUUCACCGUACGGUUCUUGCGUUAUCGCCUGUGUGUCUAUCGCGCUGUGUUACAUCGCAAUACUGUGUGCCGUCUUCCUUCUCGUGCGGCUACAUGGUGCCGCGAUGUACAUAGCUUCGGACGCGGCGACGUAUCUCGAUGACACCCGCAGGGAACGCAUUGGCUUCCAGGCCAUCGCGCUCAUUUACAGCAUGCCGAAGGCCCUCUUUUUGUGGGCGCUCGGUGUCUCGUCGCUACAAGGCCUGGUAUGGGUCAAGGAUGCCACUGGUAUCUACGUCGCGCUCGCUGUCGUGGGCUUCCUUGGCGUGUGCGCAUUGCUUGCUCGGACUGUUCCCCUACUGCGACAGCUGUGGGAGGGCUUCUCGAGAAUUCUUCCGUGCCGUGGACGUGCUUCGGGCACGGAGCGGUGCGAAGUGUAG
Molecule: messenger RNA, 1476 nt
Organism: Sparassis crispa
Lineage: Eukaryota; Fungi; Basidiomycota; Agaricomycetes; Polyporales; Sparassidaceae
Exons: 11
Coding region: 1-1476 (491 amino acids)
Source: RefSeq, a predicted model, not a curated record